AUUUGCCACAAUCACAAGGCAUGUCUCAUUCAUUUUAGAAAGAAAAUAUAAUGCAGAGAACACAAGCCACUCGAGACUUCUGUCGAAGUAUGUCCCUAAUCCAAUACUUAUCUACUUAACUACUUGUCUCAAGGAUCGAUUUUUCUAAUCCAAUCCCUCGUUUUAACAUCUUUAUCAGCACCGAUUUUCCAGCUGUCCUUUUCUAAUCUUUAAGUUGUCUUUCGACAAGAAUUUUGUAAAUACCCCAUUUGGAUGAUUAGUUAGAAGACAGAUACAUGUGAUACCAUCUCAUUCAUUAAUUUCAGCAUCUCUAUAUAUCAUCUCCAAACACUCUUCCUCUCAAACCAACAAUUUCACAUUCUAUUCAAACACUAUCCUUUCCAAGAAAAACAUUCAAUUCCUUCGAUUGUUUUUUAUAACAGUUCAUUCAAGAAACAAUGGCAGUGCGAUUUCCUAGCGUCCUCCUCCGUGCGUCUUUCUUGGCUGCAAAGAAAUCUACUUCAAGAUCCUUAGAUGUGCCGAGAGGCUUCUUGGCAGUGUAUGUUGGUGAGAUGGAGAAGAAACGGUUCUUGGUUCCAGUAUCGUACUUGAACCGGCCUUCAUUCCAAGAUUUGCUAAAUAAAGCAGAAGAAGAAUUCGGGUAUGAUCAUCCUAUGGGUGGUUUGACGAUUCCUUGCACGGAAGAGGAUUUCAUUGAUGUCACUUCAAAUUUGAGCAGAGCAUAAAUAAUAGAAUAUAUCUUUACACUAACCCCACAAACAAUUUUGUAGCACAGGAAUCUUAUAUUCAGUGUAAAUAUUUAGUUUCAUACUAUAAAUGAAAAACUUUUACCGUAAAAAGACUAUAUGAUUCUUCAUCAAUAUAUCACUUUCGUAAUUCUAACAGUUUAACUAAUUGAUACAAACUUUGAUUCCGAUCUCGGAAAUAUUGCUGUUUAGUCAUAUUCCAUAGCUUUGAUGAAACAUCUCAUCUUAACCUUCUAGCAGUAUUCUUUAUAGUCUGUU
Mercurialis annua (annual mercury) is the source of this 1004-nucleotide messenger RNA. RefSeq names its product auxin-responsive protein SAUR21-like. Gene Ontology annotation, biological process: response to auxin. The transcript has a single exon. Lineage: Eukaryota; Viridiplantae; Streptophyta; Magnoliopsida; Malpighiales; Euphorbiaceae. The record is from RefSeq and is a predicted model, not a curated record. Bases 438 to 725 code for a protein of 95 amino acids.